Molecule: messenger RNA, 2539 nt
Organism: Cannabis sativa
Lineage: Eukaryota; Viridiplantae; Streptophyta; Magnoliopsida; Rosales; Cannabaceae
Product: putative pentatricopeptide repeat-containing protein At3g25970
Exons: 1
Coding region: 313-2478 (721 amino acids)
Biological process (GO): RNA modification
Molecular function (GO): protein binding; RNA binding
Source: RefSeq, a predicted model, not a curated record
AAUAAAACAAGACACGAAUCCAAACACGACAUCAAAUUAAGUUUGAGUCGUGUUGGACUUACUUUAUAAAAGUAUUGCAUGGUAGAGACAUAUAUUUACAACUCUAUGUCCACCUAUCAUUGCCAUGAGUGUGGAGGUUGAAAUCUUUGUACUCUCAAUCUCAAGGGUGUUCACUCUUACAUCUGAUGGGGUUUAGAGAUGAACACAUUGUCUCAGCCAAACACUCUUUUUGUGGGAAAUAUAUAUAGUGUUUGAAGGUACAAACAAACCACCAUAACUCUAUUGUGAUUUUUGUGACCAAAAGACUAUUGAAUGCAGUCACUGCACUCACUUAUUUAUAGUUCAUUAAAUGCAUUUUCCAAAGUUUCAAUAACCCAUUCAUGGGCAAUCAAAUCAGGUUCCAUAACAGAUAUUUACAUAGCUAACAACAUCCUUAAUGGGUAUUCGAAAUUUCAAGAAUUUCGGUAUGCCCAUAAACUGUUUGAUGAAAUGUUUCACAGAGACACUGUGUCUUGGAAUACAGUUAUUGCUGGUAAUGUAAACUGUGGGAAAUUUGAGUUUGCUUGGGAAGUUUUGAGAAACAUGAGAAGAUUUGGAUAUGAACUUGAUGGUUACACAUUUGGAAGCAUACUUAAAGGAGUUGCUUUUGUUAACAGAUGGGAUAUUGGGCAACAAUUACAUUCAUUGUUAUGUAAGAUUGGUUGUAUUGGUAAUGUUUAUUGUGGAAGUGCACUUUUGGAUAUGUAUGCAAAAUGCGAGAGAGUUGAGGAUGCAUUUUUGGUGUUUGAAGAAAUGCCCGAAAGAAACGCUGUUUCGUGGAAUGCGUUGAUUUCGGGUUAUGUUGAAGCGGGCGAUCGAGGUACUGCGUUCGGUGUUUUUAAAUGUAUGGAAGAAGAACAAAGUGUGAAGCUUGAUGAUGGUACUGUCUCACCACUUUUGACAUUGCUUAAUGGUGUUGAGUUUUAUCAGUUAACUAUGCAGAUUCAUGGGAAAAUUAUAAAGCAUGGUGUGGAAUCUAAUAACAAGGUUUGUAAUGCUAUGAUUAGUUCAUAUUCUGAUUGUGGAUCUUUAGGAGAUGCUAAGAAAGUGUUUGAUGGUUCUUUUGAAAACAGAGAUGUGGUGACAUGGAAUUCCAUGAUUGGAGCUUGUUUAGUUCACAACAAAGAAGAUUAUGCAUUUAAACUCUUUAUGGAAAUGCAGUGGUUUGGAUUUGAACCAGAUAUAUAUAGCUAUACUAGCAUUAUAAGUGCUUGUUUUGAAGAAGCACAUAAGAACUAUGGAAAAUCUCUCCAUGGUUUGAUUAUAAAAAGGGGACUUGAACAAUCAGUUCCAGUUAAUAAUGCUUUGAUUGCUAUGUAUCUUAAGUCAAAUAACAGAUCCAUGGUGGAAGCUUUGAACAUAUUUGGAUCCAUGAAGUUGAAAGAUCGUGUUUCGUGGAACUCGAUUCUGACCGGAUUAUCACAACUCGGGUUGAGUGAAGAUGCCUUGAAACUGUUUGCACAUAUGAGAAAUUUAGCUAUAGAAAUCGAUCACUACACGUUUUCGGCUGUCCUCAGGUCUUGCUCGGAUUUAGCAACCCUCCAAUUAGGCCAACAGGUUCAUGUAUUGUCACUUAAAUCGGGCCUUGAGUCAAACGAAUUCGUCACCAGCUCGCUGAUUUUCAUGUAUGCAAAGUGUGGAAUCAUAGAAGAUGCAAAGAAAUCGUUUGAAAACAACCCGAGAGACAGUUCAAUCACAUGGAAUUCGAUCAUUUUCGCUUAUGCUCAACACGGGCAAGGCUACAUUGCACUGAACCUCUUUGAAGAAAUGAAAAACAAAGAAGUGAAAGCCGAUCACAUCACAUUCGUUGCGGUUUUAACAGCUUGUAGCCAUAUUGGUUUGGUUGAACAAGGCUGCAAGCUUUUAAAAACAAUGGAAACCGAGUAUGGAAUACCUCCCCGAGCAGAACAUUAUGCUUGCGCUGUUGAUAUGUAUGGACGAGCAGGGCAUCUAGACAGGGCGAAAACAUUGGUCGAAUCAAUGCCAUUCGAGCCUGAUGCAAUGCUGUGGAAAACUUUCUUAGGUGCUUGCAGGGCUUGUGGAAACAUUGAACUAGCUAGCCAGAUUGCUAGCCAUCUUCUUGAAGUGGAACCCGAAGAGCAUUGUACUUACAUACUCCUUUCGGAUAUGUUCGGGUAUCUAAGGCGUUGGGAUGAAAGAGCAAAUGUAAAGAGGCUUAUGAGAGAAAGGGGUGUGAAAAAAGUCCCUGGUUGGAGUUGGAUAGAGAUUAAGAAUGAGGUACAUUCUUUCAAAGCUGAAGAUCGUUUACACCCCAAUUCUGAUCAGAUAUAUUUUGUUCUUGAAGUUUUGAUGUUUGAGUUUAGAACAACAUUAGAUGUUGUUGAUGAUGAUUUUGAUGUUUUGAUUGACAAUUUGGAGGAUUUGGCUUUGUUUUCUGAUCCUAUUCCAGUUGCUUUGUUUUCUGAAAGUGGAAUGUAAGACCAUCCCUGUAAAAUUGAGUUAUAUUUAGCACAACAAAUAGUGAAAAUAAUUAUAUAAA